Messenger RNA from Trametes versicolor FP-101664 SS1, 438 nucleotides. RefSeq lists its product as uncharacterized. NCBI's taxonomy places the organism in Eukaryota, Fungi, Basidiomycota, Agaricomycetes, Polyporales, Polyporaceae. The transcript is spliced from 5 exons. Bases 1 to 438 code for a protein of 145 amino acids. The record is from RefSeq and is a predicted model, not a curated record.
AUGUUCGCUCGCUCUGCCUUGGUCGUUGCUAUCGUCGCUGCCGCCGCGUUCAUCAGCGGAGCGUUCGCGCAGGAGCCCAACUGUGCGCGCAACUACACGGUCGUGCCCGGCGAUACCUGCGACGGCAUUGGGGCUAAGACGAACACGCCCACAUUCCAGAUCGAGACGGUGAACGCGAACAGGAUCGACGCUGGGUGCGAUAACCUGUUCGUCGGCGAGCCUUUGUGCCUCGGCAUCGUUGGCCAGGACUGCGACAUCACCCACGUCGUGCAGCCGGGCGAUAACUGCGACACCAUUGCACAGCAGGCGAAGACGACCCGGCAGAUCCUGCUGGCGAACAACCCGAACGUCAACACCGCCUGCACCAACAUCAACCUUGGAGAGGUCCUUUGCACAGCGAACGAGAUCAUCGUGCACUCGACGGCGAGCUCGGCCUGA